This is a messenger RNA of Photinus pyralis (common eastern firefly), 2437 nucleotides long. Its product is annotated as synaptic vesicle glycoprotein 2B-like. Gene Ontology annotation, biological process: transmembrane transport. Gene Ontology annotation, molecular function: transmembrane transporter activity. The coding region runs from base 330 to 2192 and encodes 620 amino acids. The record is from RefSeq and is a predicted model, not a curated record. The transcript has 8 exons. NCBI's taxonomy places the organism in Eukaryota, Metazoa, Arthropoda, Insecta, Coleoptera, Lampyridae.
UUCGUACGCUAAAGAAGUAGUAAGCAAAUCGUUUUUUUGCCGGCUUUUCUAAAUAAACAAAAUGAAAAAGAACGGUGGUGUGGCGCCCUCGGCUUUUACAGAUUGAGCGGCCAGUGUCGAGGAAGCUACGCAGAGGCGUAGGGUAUACCUUUUAUUGAUUAAGGACGUCGGGGGUUGUAAAAUCAAUAUCAGUAACGAAACCGGUAGCGUGAUUAUAAACGGGUAAACCUUUUAAUACAAUUCUAUCGACUUUUAUUAGUCUGUGAAUCUCGUCCAGAUGAUUUACAACAUUCGCCCAAUCAAUUAUUUUACGCGAAUCAAGAGACAAAAUGUGUGAAGAAUCCGCAUGUUUAGUUCCCCCACUGGAGCAAUCACAGAACGGAAUCCCCGAACCUCGGCUGUCGUCGACGGGCAGUGGGGUAGGGGUCGGAAUUGGCGGCGAGGCGCUCGUUGGGUUUCACGAGGAUGCAAUUUCUCAAGCUGCGGUUGGAAGAGCACAGCUACUGCUAACGUUGGUCCUGGGACUGGGACUGGCGGCGGAGUGUUCCGAACUGUCCAUUCUGUCUUUUAUUUUACCGUCGACGGAGUUGCAACUGUGCAUUGAUGAACAUCGGAAAGGAUGGCUAAUAUCGAUCACGUUGUUAGCCUUGGCCGCGGGAUCGUUGGCAUGGGGAAUUUUGGGCGACCGAUUGGGACGAAGAAGGGCUCUGGUAAGCGCGUUGUCUGUUGCGGCGUUGUUUUCGGCCGUUGCUGCAGUUAUGCCCACCUAUGGGACGUUCAUGACGGCUAGAUUUUGCUCGGGCCUUGGAGUUGCCGGCGCCGUUCCCUUAACGUUCAGUUACCUAUCAGAAACUUGCCCAAGAGCGACGCGCACAAGAUACACGGGAUUGUUGCACUCAUUUUGGCCGUUAGGCGCAUUAUUUACUUCGACAAUUGCACAUUUAACCUUGCCAAGCGAUGGAGCAGAAGUAGUUUUAGAUAAUCGCGAACAUUGGAGUUCUUGGCACAAAUGCCUUAUAUUAAAUAUCCUUCCGACCAUUGCAUGUAUAGUAGGUUUAGUUUGGGCUUCAGAAUCUCCAAGAUAUCUUUUAGAAGCUUCGAGAGAGGUAGAAGCUUUAGCUGUGUAUCAAAGGCUACAUAGAUUAAAUAAGGCGAGAACGCAGUAUGGAUUAACGGAGCUUGAGUUACCCGGUCGAAGCGCGUACAGAGAUAGGCCCGUUAGUCCAUCGAGAAAUGUUAUCUCGCACGGAUUAAGUACGUUCCGCGAGGCAUUUCAAAGAAUCUACUCGCCAUCACAUUUCAAAACGACACUUCUAUUAGCAACGCUACAUUUACUACUUGGAUUCUGCUACAUGGGAAUAUCAACGUUUUCCUACUCAAGAAUACGAGAAACCAACGAUCUGCACUAUUUCUCGAUGAAAAAGUACAUAAGUAAUCAAAACUACACCGAUGUAAUGUUUAACUCGACCGUUGAAAACGUCCAAUACAAAGAGUGUAACUUUGAAAACGUUACGUUUACGCAUUUACAUUUUAAUCACGUGGAAUUUGUCAAUUGCAUGUUUGAAGAAACGGAAUUCAACAACGUUAAAUCGUCCAUCACGUAUUUUGAAAAUAGCACCAUCAAAGAUUCGAGAUUUAUCGAUACUGAUUUAACCGAGCAGCACUUUUUGAAUUGUAACUUAAUAAAUAACACAGUUUUAUCUUUGCUGACGGAUUGUGUCGUCGAUUUUGACUACAACAUCUACCUGAAUGAUCUGUUUAAAGAGACAAUCGCGUGGGCUGGACCCAUGGUUCCUGCCCUUCUGGUAUUGGGAUUCGUUCUGGAAGCAACAUCAAGACCACCUGUUCUAGUACUUCUUUUAGUAUUAGCAAGUGUAGUCAGCAUUGGAAUUUUCUUCUUGGUCAACUUUGUGUCUACCGUCAUAGUAGAAGCUAUCUUUAAAGUACUUCUCAUUUGUGCUGUUAAUGUCUUAACCAUGGUCGUUAUUGAAGGAUAUCCGUGCCACCUUAGAUGUACUGCCCACGGAAUGAUGCGAAGUGUAUACCACCUAGCGUCCCUUUGUGCUAUUCCUAUCUAUGGUACGUUAGUGCAUACCAUCUUGUUGUUUCCCGCCGUGACAACCGUAGCCCUUGCACUUCUCGCCGCCAUGUUGUCUACAAGAAUCCAAGAUAACAGUAAAGUACUUUUAUAAACCGAUUAAUAAUAGUUAUUUUUUUAUUUCUUAUAUAUUUUUACCUAGUAUCUGUGAUAUUAUUUACUUAACGGUAAGAUUAAAAAUAAAUGUACCUCCUAAAUGUCCUUAGAUGUGUAAUUUGAACCUAUAGUUUCGUUAGCAAUACAUAGAUCAUUUAAUAAUGUACCUAUAACUACUACAUCUGCAUAUCAUACAGCCUCAAGCACAAGAAAUCAUGUCAAAUUAUAAACGAUAAUUCUGAA